CGAUUCCGACCGCAAAAAUCAGUAGUCUUUCGGAUUCGAGUAGACAAUUGUCGGCAUACGGACGGACUCGGACCACAACGUUGAGAACUCUGUUAAAUAUUCGAUCGCUGAACGCGUGGCUCCUUAUCUUUUUUAAUACGUCGAUUGUAACUAUUUUCAACUGAGUUUCAAUACCAUAUCACGUUGUAACAUCAUUCAGUGCAUAACGUGUUACUUGGAAUUGUUUUGCUAAGAAAAUUCAAUUAUUUUUUUUUAUUAUUACACAUUUAUAUGGGCGUACAAAAAUUCUAACAAAACUUAAAACAGAGUAAAAAGUGAUUAGUGAUUUGGUGUUUCAUUCAUUAUUCCCUUAAUUAUUUAUUAGUGUAAUACAUAAGCAAAAUGCGUGCGAUGCUUAGAUGUAUAAUUAUUAUUGUGGUUGCAUUGACAAUUUUAUUACUUUUUGGAAUACUAAGCGUGAGCAUAUUUGGAUCAGCUUCAACUCCCAAAGUUUUGAAUAUAGCCGUCAUUGGAGCUGGUCCGGCAGGUUUAAGUAGUGCAAAAAACGCCCUCGAACAAGGUCAUAAUGUAGUGAUCUAUGACAAAGGAGAGGCAAUUGGUGGAACAUGGUGGUACACAGAUAAAACCGGAACAGAUGAGUACGGUGUUUUUAUUCAUAGUGCAAUGUAUUAUAAAGUGAGAACAAAUAUACCUCAUCAAACAAUGGAACUUCCGUUGCAUAAGUAUCCAAAUGGUACUCCAUCAUAUCUAUCACAUGAAAAUGUUUGGCAGUAUUUGAAUACUUACGCUGAUCGUUUCGAUUUGAAAAAACACGUGAAACUUCAUCAUUUGGUCGAGAAUGUUCAUUCAAUUGAAAACAAUAAAUGGAACAUAACUGUUCUGGAUUUGCCAAACAACAAGAUCGAGUCUGUGAUUUAUGAUGCUGUUUUUGUUUGUAUAAAUCGACUUUCUUCGCCGAACUAUCCACAAAUUGAAGGCGCCGAUCAAUUCAAAGGAAAAAUUAUGCAUAGUCAUGAUUACCGUAGAGCUGAACAAUUUCGUGGAGCUGAUGUUCUAGUAUUUGGCAAUGGUGCGAGCGCUCCAGAAAUUGUACUUCAAGUUUCAAAAACUGCCAAUUAUGUAACGUGGAGCAAUCCGGAAUUUGAGGAACCAACAGCAGAAGCACGAAAAGUAUAUGGACAAAAUGUUACAUUUACAAAUAAUGUGAAACACUUAAUAAAAAAUGGAGCUGAGUUUAUGGACGGGACAUAUCGAAACUUUACUGUGGUUAUAUGUGUAACAGGCUUUAAUUACUCCUAUCCGUUUUUGGACUCUGACGCGGGCAUUUAUGUUGAUGAGAAUUACGUGCAACCACUUUACAAACAAAUUCUGAAUAUAGAACAUCCGACGAUGGCUUUGAUUGGCGUGCCUGACUUUGCCUUUUAUUAUCGUGUGUAUGAUUUACAGGCAAGGUUUGCGCUGAAAUUUUUUUCUGGCGCCAAAGAACUACCACCAAAGUUGGAAAUGUUAAAAGAUAUGCAAGAUUAUGCUGAAACUCAAUCGAAAAAGGGCCAUCCCAAAAGUGAAAUUCAUCGAGUAGAAUCAGAAGAUUGCAAGGAGUAUUACGAUCAAGUGGCUCAAGCUGCAGACAUUGAAAAAAUUCCGGACGUUUAUCCAAAAAUACUUGUUGAUUCAAUUGAAAGUAGAGAAAAGGAACCAUUUGGAUUUCGUAAAAAUAAAUAUAUCAUUAUCGAUGAUAAAACAUUUAGAAAAGAAAGAGAAGUCUAACAAAAGAUAAGAUCAAAUGAUAA
Messenger RNA from Contarinia nasturtii (swede midge), 1790 nucleotides. RefSeq names its product senecionine N-oxygenase-like. The record is from RefSeq and is a predicted model, not a curated record. The transcript is spliced from 5 exons. NCBI's taxonomy places the organism in Eukaryota, Metazoa, Arthropoda, Insecta, Diptera, Cecidomyiidae. Gene Ontology annotation, molecular function: flavin adenine dinucleotide binding; NADP binding; N,N-dimethylaniline monooxygenase activity. The coding region runs from base 382 to 1767 and encodes 461 amino acids.